This is a messenger RNA of Rhodotorula graminis WP1, 990 nucleotides long. RefSeq lists its product as uncharacterized. Lineage: Eukaryota; Fungi; Basidiomycota; Microbotryomycetes; Sporidiobolales; Sporidiobolaceae. The record is from RefSeq and is a predicted model, not a curated record. Gene Ontology annotation, molecular function: structural constituent of ribosome. The transcript is spliced from 3 exons. Bases 1 to 900 code for a protein of 299 amino acids. Gene Ontology annotation, biological process: translation. Gene Ontology annotation, cellular component: mitochondrial large ribosomal subunit.
AUGUCGCUCGCACGCUCCUUCCAGCGACUGUCCCUCGCAGCACCGACCCACGCUGCGUCGUCGUCGUCGCGCCCCGUCCCCUCGCUCGUCCUCGCCGCCGCAACUUCUCGCUCGUGGUCCUCGUCGCCCUCAACCAGCACCACCACCGCCACGCGCUCGUACGCGUCCCACGCCACCCACCUCGGCAACCUCGCUCCUCACCCGGGCUCAAAGUCCAACCGCAAGCGCAUCGGUCGCGGCAUCGGCUCCGGUCGCGGUGGCACCUCGGGUCGGGGCCACAAGGGCCAAGGCGCGCGCAGCGGCAACAGCAAGCUCAAAGCCGGCUUCGAGGGCGGCCAGACCCCGCUCACGCGCGCCUUCCCAAAGCGCGGCUUCACCAACCCCAACGCCGACAACCUCGUGCCGCUCAACCUCGAGCGCCUGCAGCACUGGAUCGACCGCGGCCUGAUCGACCCCUCGAGGCCCAUCACCAUGCGCGAGCUGUACCAGACCCGGUGCGUCCACGGCGUGCACGACGGCGUAAAGCUCCUCGCCGACGGCGCCCAGCACUUUACGGCCGAGGGCGUCGAGAUCGUCGUGUCCAAGGCGAGCGACAGGGCCAUCAAGGCCGUCGAGAAGCUCGGCGGUACCCUCGUCGCCCGGUACGAGAACCGCUUGACGCUCCGCGCCCUCAUCCGCCCCGAGUCCUUCUUCCUCAAGGGCCGCCCGCUCCCAGGCAAGGCCGACCCCGUCGCCCGCCGCCACCUCUUGUACUACUCGAACCCGGACAAGAGGGGCUACUUGGCCCUCGAGGCGCUGCGGGUGCGGGAGCAGCGGGAGCGGGAGCAGGGGGAGGGCGCGGAGCUGAGGGUGGAGGUCCAGGGGCAGCAGGGCGAGGCGGCGCCGCAGCCGAGUGCAUGAGCGAGCGCGAGCGGGUGGGCGUCGGGCGAGGAAGGUGGCGCGAGCGCACGCGCGCGCGUGCGUGUAACAGCAGCAGGAUGUCACUCUCUC